AGAAAGACCGUCAAUCCCAGACAGGCAGAUUACUCUCAAGUUCACCAACGAAUAGAGUCGAAGAAUAGUAGAGGAAGCAACAAUCCGACGUCAAAAGAUACGAAGCAAUACAGAAAAGCCAACAAACGAAGCAAUCGAAACAAGCGAAGCAAACGAAAAUAUCCACUGAAGAGUCAAGGAAUCAUGCCGUCUUCGUGUAAAGAUAUUCGGGCCGCAUUGGCCGAAUGUCUCCAGAACAGCGACUGCAUCCUAGUCGACCGCAACAAGCCAUCGGACUGCCUGCGCCCUCCGCUCGUGGACACGCUGCCGACGCGGUGCCAGCAGUUGAAAAAGGGAUACGGCGACUGCAAGCGCGGCAUGAUCGAUAUGCGCAAGCGGUUUAGAGGAAACAAGCCGGUGGCCGUGAGCACGGAGCUCGAAGCCGGCGCGGACGAGCCGAGUCAUCAGCUGUAUGCGGGCAAGCCGGCGUUUAGCAGUGCAGUGCGACGAACAAGUGGGAAUGACGAGGCGGAGGUGGAGAAGAGUUUAGGGCGAUGAGCCUAGGAGAUGGAGAGGGAGAGGGUGAAGGGGCCAGAGCGCGGGAACUGGGGCAUAAAGGGUAAAAGGCCAAAUGGUGUAAGACAUAGUGGGGGGAAAAGGGAGAUUGUAAUGUUUAUUUUGCAUCGAUGCGCGGGAGUUGGAUUUCUACACGUUUGUGUUUUGAUUUACUAUACAGGGAGCAUUGGAAGAUUCAAGUUCUUUCCUAGGCGUUUACCGG
Xylona heveae TC161 is the source of this 757-nucleotide messenger RNA. RefSeq lists its product as hypothetical. Gene Ontology annotation, biological process: mitochondrial respiratory chain complex IV assembly. Lineage: Eukaryota; Fungi; Ascomycota; Xylonomycetes; Xylonales; Xylonaceae. The transcript is spliced from 2 exons. Bases 184 to 537 code for a protein of 117 amino acids. Gene Ontology annotation, cellular component: mitochondrion. The record is from RefSeq and is a predicted model, not a curated record.